Molecule: messenger RNA, 1413 nt
Organism: Cyclocybe aegerita
Lineage: Eukaryota; Fungi; Basidiomycota; Agaricomycetes; Agaricales; Hemipholiotaceae
Source: the annotation of a GenBank genome assembly
AUGUUUUCAUUGCAAUUGAAUAUUGAGCGCUACGACGCUGGCCUAUUUAGCCCCGUCGAGGAACUCUCGAUUCUCUCUGAAUAUGAAUUCACGACUUUGGGCCACCCCGCGUUCCCCCAGCGCUCAGUGAGGAUCAAGAAGUCUUCAUUCUGCGACGGCACGGUCGACGCAUACACCGGAUACAUCGACAUCCACGAAAAGCACUUAUUCUUCUACUUCUUCGAGAGCAGGGGCGAUCCAAACAAGGAUGACGUUGUCUUCUGGACUAAUGGAGGGCCGGGUGGGUCGUCCUCGAUUGGAUUGUUCAUGGAGCUGGGACCCUGUAUGAUUUUGGACGCGAAUGGCCCGAAGUUCAACCCAUAUUCGUGGAACAGCAAUGCGAAUGUAUUCUUCGUCGACCAACCUGCGGGCGUUGGGUUCUCCUACGCAGACUACGGCGACCCCGUUAGCACGACGGAGGAGGCAGCCAAGGAUAUCGCAGCGUUUGUCGUGAUCUUCUUCGAGAAUUUUAGCAAGUUCAAGGGAAGGGGAUUCCACCUUUCCGGAGAGUCGUAUGGGGGUCGCUACCUCCCCAUCUUUGCGUCUGAGAUCUACGACCAAAACGCCAAACUCGUUGCAGCAGGCCUGACCCCCAUCAACCUGACAUCCAUCAUGAUUGGGAACGGCCUGACCGAUUUUUUCACCAUGUUGCCUGCAUACCACGACUUUGUCUGCACGGCGGCUGUCCACCCUCCCGUUCUGGACAUUGCUUCCUGCGUUCGCAUGAAACAGGCGAUCCCAAGGUGCCAGAAGUGGGCGAAGGAAUCGUGCCUCGAUAUCUUCGACGGACUGAGCUGCGAAGCCGCCAUGUCAUUCUGUGAAGCAGAGCUCCUGACUCCAUAUGUGCUGACAGGUCGAAAUCCAUACGACGUUACCGCCGACUGCGAGGGCGGACCAGACGAUAUCUGCUAUCCAUUCACUCGACACAUCCGCGCCUACCUCGACAAGCCCUCUGUUCGCAGGACGCUCGGCGUCGACCCCUCCUUCCAAGGACGCAACUUCAGCUUCAUCAACUUCGACAUCAACCAGGCCUUCACGGUGCACCGCGAUUUUUUCCAUCAAACGUAUCUCAACGCCGCGGCGCUCCUCGAGCGCGGGGUCCGCGUUCUCGUCUUUGUUGGCGCCAACGAUUAUGUUUGCAACACCCUAGGCAACGAGCGUUGGACGCUUGACUUGGACUGGAGUGGUGGAGAGGAGUUUAGGAGCACGCAUUUGAGGGAGUGGCUCGUGGAUGGGAAGAGGGCCGGUCAGACGAGAAGUGCCAGGGGAUUUACGUAUGCGACUGUUGAAGAUGCUGGGCAUAUGGUGCCCUAUAACAAGCCCAAGGAAGCCCUGGAGAUGGUGAACAGGUGGCUCUGCGGAAAGGAAUUAUGA